This is a messenger RNA of Sinocyclocheilus grahami, 671 nucleotides long. It is a transcript of the gene ptrhd1, whose product is annotated as peptidyl-tRNA hydrolase domain containing 1. The coding region runs from base 16 to 468 and encodes 150 amino acids. The transcript is spliced from 2 exons. The record is from RefSeq and is a predicted model, not a curated record. Gene Ontology annotation, molecular function: peptidyl-tRNA hydrolase activity. Lineage: Eukaryota; Metazoa; Chordata; Actinopteri; Cypriniformes; Cyprinidae.
UGUCGCAGAAAGGAAAUGCACCCGGAACGUAAACAUGAACCCGCUGGCUGUGUCAUUUCCGCUCUGGCUAUUUUCCCAUUCAAUAAAAUGACAAUGCCGAGUAGUGGCUCCUCUCGGCGUUUAGUCCAGUAUGUCAUCGUGCGAUCAGACCUGAUACACACUUUGUCGUGGCCUUUAGGGGCGGUUAUAACUCAAGCCUGUCACGCGGCCACUGCUGCCAUUCAUUUACACUACAGUGACCCUGAUACUCAGGAAUAUCUGGCAGAACUGGACAGCAUGCACAAAGUAGUGCUGCAGGCACCAGAUGAGGCAUCUCUCUCUGCUCUUUCCAGUACUCUCCUAGAAAAAGACAUUGCACAUAAACUAUGGAUGGAGCAGCCAGAGAAUAUCCCCACAUGUCUGGCAUUGAAGCCCUACCCUAAAGAGACUGUGCAGCCAUUUCUAAAAAAGCUCAAGCUUUUCAAAUGAAUUCUGUAUGAACUGUACAAUAUAAACACAAAGAUGGUUCAGAAUGGAAUGUGGCUAAAUGAACCUGCUGGAACAGCCUUACCAUCACAUCUUUGGUUUUCAUCCACAUUUUGUCUUGUAUCUUUGUGGCGAAAUGUUACUCACUGAAGUGGUGUUAGUAAUGUAAAUUCUUUAAUAUCUGAAAUAAAAACUAAAUGUCUUUA